This is a messenger RNA of Nasonia vitripennis (jewel wasp), 2334 nucleotides long. RefSeq lists its product as uncharacterized. Gene Ontology annotation, biological process: telomere maintenance; DNA repair. The record is from RefSeq and is a predicted model, not a curated record. Gene Ontology annotation, molecular function: DNA helicase activity. Bases 1 to 2334 code for a protein of 777 amino acids. NCBI's taxonomy places the organism in Eukaryota, Metazoa, Arthropoda, Insecta, Hymenoptera, Pteromalidae. The transcript has 7 exons.
AUGACGAAAGAAGAAAUAAAUAAUCAACAAACUUUAUUAGAUCCUAAUGAAACAGUUCCAGAGUUGCAAUUAUUAUUUACAUUAAAGCCAGCUUACACAAGAUACAAAAUACCUAUUAGACCCGACGAAUUUAAUCCUUUUAUUAUGGGACGUAGAUUGUUUCAACAAUAUGUAGUAGAUUCUUAUGUUAAAAUAGAAAAAGAUAGAAUUAUGUAUUGCAAAAAUCAUCAAAAAGAAAUUAAGGCAGAUACAUAUCAAGGAUUGCAUGAUUAUAUGCAACGAUCUGCUAAUGAUAUGAAUGGACAAGUUGGAAAAACAAUUAUUCUUCCAUCAACAUUCAUCGUUUCACCCCGCCACAUGCAACAGUGUUAUCAAGAUGCAAAGGCCAUAAUUAAUCGCAAGGGUAAACCUGAUAUUUUUCUUACGAUGACGUGUAACCCCAAGUGGUCAGAGAUAACAGAAAAUCUUUUACCUCAUCAACAAGUUUCUGAUAGACCCGAUAUUGUAGCCAGAGUAUUUCAUUUAAAAAAAGAAUGUUUACCACACAUGCACUUAUUAAUUACUUUAACACAUGGUUUUAAAAUUACCACGCCUGAAAUUGUUGAUAAAUUUAUUUCUGCCGAAAACCCUGAUGCUCAAAAACCAACAUUGCAAGAAAUAGUUUUGAAAAACAUGAUACAUGGUCCUUGUGACGAGACAAACAUGGAUGAAAACGGUUAUCCUAAUUAUUGUAGAAGAAAUACUGGAAUUACAUACGAACUAAAUAAUGGCAAUGUAGUUAACAAUACAUGGGUCGUACCAUAUUGCCCAACUUUAUUAGAGAUGUUCAACUGUCAUAUCAACGUAGAAGUAGUGACAAAAGCUCGAUAUGUCGGACCUGUUGAAGCAAUCUACCGCAUACUUAGUAAAAUAUUACAAGACAAAAGUCAUGCUAUAAUAAGAUUGGCAGUACAUUUACCCUAUCAACAAAGCAUUAUUAUUGUUGGCAAAGCAAACAUUAUUAGAGAAAAUCUUAAUUGUUCAAGUAGCACGUUACUAGAUUCUUUCAAGCUGAACUUAGAAAAUCCUGAAGCAAGACAAUAUUUCUAUGCAGAUAUUCCUAGCUACUUUGUGCAUAAGAAGACAGUUCGUAAACAACAGUUCAAUUGUAUUGGACGUUCUACAAGUUUUGAUGAUUUAAAAACUGUUGAUGGUGUCAUACAACCUACAUUUACUGCAGCAUGUUUAGCUUUAGGCUUUAUAGAAGACGACGAAGAAUGGAUGAGAGCAAUGGAAGAAGCAACAGUAUGGAUGAUGCCUACACAACUUCGAAGAUUGUUUGUUCGCAUUUUGAUCCACUGUCAACCUGUUCACCCUGAAGAAUUAUGGGAAAAAUUCAAAGAUGCAAUGUCUGAAGAUUUUUCACGAACAAAUGAAAUAACUAUAAGUUAUCAAAAAGCUUAUGCUCAUGUUAAUACCUUAUUAAAUAUGGAAGGUAGAGCUUUAACUGAUUUCCCUACAAUGGAACAAAGAGUAGAACAACAUAAAUUAGACGAUAAUACUAAUAACGCAGCUUUACCUCAAAUGGCAGAACUUGGUCAACAGCAAUAUGGACAAUUAAACACUGAACAGAAGGAAAUCGUAGAUACAGUUCUUCAUGCAGUUGACAUUAAUAACCAUGAAAUAUACACAAUGGCAUUUACUGGAAUUGCUGCAACAUUACUCCCGCAUGGAAAGACAGUACACCAAACGUUUGGUUUGCCAGUUCCAAUGUAUCACGAUUCAUCAUCAAGUAUCAAGGCGCAAACCAAAGAAGGUCAAAUUCUAAAAGAAGCUGAUGUUUUUAUCUGGGAUGAAGCUCCAAUGGCUCCAAGAUAUGCUUUAGAAAUCGCAAACCGAACAUUGCAAUAUAUCAUGAACAAUAAUUUGCCAUUUGGAGGAAAAAUCAUUAUUCUAGGAGGAGAUUUCCGACAACUUCUUCCUAUAAAGAUUAAUGGAACACGAGGCGAAACUUUGAAUCUUUGCAUUAAAUACAGCGAAUUAUGGAAAUAUUUUAAAAACUUCACACUUACCACAAAUAUGAGAGUAAUGCCUAAUGAAGUUGAUUUUGCAAAAUUUUUAUUAGAAGUUGGUAACGGAACAUUAAAUGAUUCACAUGACAAAAUCAAUGUUCCUGAACACUGCAUUCUUACUGCAAAUAAUAACAUGGCUUACCAUUUAUUCGGUAAAUUAAUUGAAGAAAAACGAUUUGAAAACAUGAGUAAAUGUGCUAUACUGUCAGCUCGAAACAUAGAUGUUGAUGAAAUCAAUAAGCAAGCCACAAACUUAUUAGAUAUAGAAAGCGAGCGUCUUUAA